Ruditapes philippinarum (Manila clam) is the source of this 2048-nucleotide messenger RNA. Its product is annotated as transmembrane protein 26-like. The transcript has 5 exons. The record is from RefSeq and is a predicted model, not a curated record. Bases 570 to 1739 code for a protein of 389 amino acids. Lineage: Eukaryota; Metazoa; Mollusca; Bivalvia; Venerida; Veneridae.
AUGGAAUGACUAGAAUGUUUACAUGUGAGAAUAACAGAUCAAUACGAGUGUUACUGCUAUAUUGUGGGCGUCUGUACAACUUUAUGCCCAAUAUUCCAUUUUCAUUAAACAGAAUUGUGAUCGACUGAAAACUUGUUGUGCAAGACUUACUUUGAUUAAAUGUUAUUACUUGUAGCACCUUAUCGAUAAAUGGAAUGAGAGAUAGUGGUUCAAUAAAACAUUCUGUUUAUCAAAUUGAGGAACAUUUUUGUGCAUCUGUUUUAUUGUUAAAAUGAUGAUAGCGUUGUAAGAUCAAAUAUUCCAUUUCAUUGGCAUACAUGUGGUGAUAACUGUUGAAUGAAAAUUAGAAAAAGACGGAUAUAAAAAAGACGGAGAUAAAAAACACGGAUAUAAGAAAAAGACGGAGAUAAAAAAAGCAGUUCAGCGAGGAGUUAAGGAUAUUUUGGUUCAGUUUUACUGAAAAUGUCUUCAGUGAUUUUGCUUAAAUAGAAUAAAGGGAACUUUAUUUUUGUGUUAAUGUUCAUCCGAAUAAAACACAAAUCAUUAGUUGUUAAGAGAGGUGAUGAUUGAUGGGUCAUAUAUCAGUUGCACGUGCCUUAUCGGUUCGUUUGUUGUUCGCUUCGCAUGGUGUCGUCUCAAUAUGGCGACUUGCUGACGUCACAAAUGACAACAAAUUCUGGUAUCUAUCAGGAACGCUGGCUCUUCUCUUAUUGGAAGCUUUGAUUACGUUGGUCAAAAGACAAGGAAAGGAAUGGAAAUGGUUUUGUCCAAGUGUAUUUAUUUAUCUGUUGACGUCUGUACCAGCUAUCUGGUUCCUCGAGCUGCAUGAAUUUGACAAACGUGUGGAAAUUAUUGAGCAAGCAAAUGCAUUGGCGAAAUCUUCGAACAAAACGAUUUAUUUUAUCAAUGGCCGUCAAGAAUUACAAGAUCUUAGUUCUCAAAUUGGUUCAAUACUUGGGGUAAGAUUUGAGGUUCGGAUACCGAUAAAGUUGACCCCUGAUCAAUGGAUAAGAAUGCUGGAACAGAUGUUAUUGUUGAUCUUGAUUCUAGGGAGAUGGUUACUACCAAAAGGAAAGUUGACUCAUAAUCAACUUUCGCAGUUAUUACUGGUUUAUAUAGGAACGGCCGCUGAUAUUGUUGAGUUCUUUGAAGCAUUUAAGGAAAAAGAGGUGCGACACCACAAAAUACUGUGCAUAAUCAUUUUAGGUAUUUGGUCGUUGAGCCUAGUUCAAUUUUCAUUAGUUCUGACAGCCUCGCGAGCUGAGAGAGAUCGCAAUAAACAAUAUCUUACAAAGCUAGAUAAGGGACGUUACUGCCGCUGCUGUCACGCAGAUGUGUUUGGAAUACUUAUCUCCAUUCUUUUGCAAGAUUUACCUUUCUUGGUCUUGCGUAUGCUUCUCAUCUUUAAAUAUAAUGUGUUAAGUUACACAAAUAUGUUCUUCACUUCGAAGAAUACGCUCGUUAUAGCUUUGCUGAUAUACAGAUUAAUAGUGCUAUUUAUAAACAGGAACGAGCCAGACAAAGACGUGACAAUUGAAUCGAAUAACGGAGACAUAUCUUUAAUUCCGGAAACAAGUACAUUCAGGAGAACAUCGGAAAAACGAAGACAACUUUUGGAAUUUUACGUCAGUGACAAUUUUGAUAGAUAUCAAAGUCGACCAUCAUCACGUGAAUAUGAAGUUAGACCUGAAACCCAUAAGUGGGGUCGUGCGUAUUCGUUUGAAUUGGUGCAAAUGUGAUGUUGGAAAUUACUCUAUCUUGUAAAAUAUUAACAUAUCAGUCGUAAUCUGUCUUUCUUGUAUUGUUAACAAUUUAACAUGUUUAUCUUUUAAAUGACUUAUUAAUUAGUGCGAUUUUGUCUUUUUAACAUAAUUACAAGGAAUAAAUAUAUUAAAAAGACAGAUUGUUUAUUAGUCGUUUAUUGUCAUACAUCAAUGUCACUUUUAUCAUUUCAUGAUUUAAGUCAGGUAGUCUAUUUGUUAUCAGUUUAGGUAAAAAAAGAUAUCACCAUGCAUAAAUUAAGAUCUAAAUCAUUUUCCAACAAUGUG